Molecule: messenger RNA, 1457 nt
Organism: Myiozetetes cayanensis
Lineage: Eukaryota; Metazoa; Chordata; Aves; Passeriformes; Tyrannidae
Gene: NDUFAF7
Product: NADH:ubiquinone oxidoreductase complex assembly factor 7
Exons: 9
Coding region: 1-1437 (478 amino acids)
Biological process (GO): mitochondrial respiratory chain complex I assembly
Cellular component (GO): mitochondrion
Molecular function (GO): protein-arginine omega-N symmetric methyltransferase activity
Source: RefSeq, a predicted model, not a curated record
AUGGCGCUGCUGCUGGCGCGCCGCGCUCUGCUGGCCGGCGGCCGGCGGGCCCCCCGCGCCCCGGCCCGGCCCCGCGGUGAGCGCCGCCUCUCGCCCCUCGGCACCUUCUCCCCGCCGCUCCUCCCGCCGCCGCCCCGCCGAGCCCCCUCUCUCCCCGCUCUGCCCGCAGCUCCGCCGGCGGCGCGGCUGUGCUCGGGAGCGGCGGGCGAGGCGGCGGCGGCGGCCGGCGGGGCCGGGGCGCUGCUGCGGCACCUGUGUCGCAAGCUGCGGGCCAGCGGGCCCGUGACGGUGGCCGAGUACAUGCGGGAGGCGCUCACCAACCCCGCACAGGGUUACUACACCCGCCGCGGCGGCAUCGGCGAGAGCGGGGACUUCAUCACCUCGCCUGAAAUAAGCCAGGUGUUCGGAGAGUUAAUAGGAAUAUGGUAUAUUAGUGAAUGGAUGGCCAUGGGCAAACCUAACACCUUCCAGCUGGUGGAACUGGGCCCAGGGAGGGGCACCCUUACUGAGGAUAUAUUACGGGUCUUCAGCCAGCUCUCCUCUGUACUUAGUAAAUGUGAUGUCUCUGUUCACCUGGUAGAAGUGAGUCCCAAACUCGGCGAGAUCCAAGCACAGAUGCUGACAGGAGGGAAGGUGCAGCCAAGCCCCAAGGACGAGUCUGCUUACAUGAAAGGCAUGAGCAAGACUGGAAUUCCCAUUUUUUGGUACAGAGACAUUCAGGAUGUGCCAUCAGGUUACAGCUUUUACCUAGCGCAUGAGUUCUUUGAUGCCUUGCCAAUACAUAAAUUUCAGCGAACUGAGAAAGGCUGGCGGGAAGUGUUGGUUGAUAUAGAUCCAGAAGCUCCUGAUCAGCUGCGGUUUGUCCUGUCACCAUCCAGCACUCCUGCAACAGAAAACUUCAUCCAACCAGAAGAAACGAGAGAUCACGUGGAAGUGUGUCCCGAGGCUGGUGUCAUCAUCCAGAGGCUUGCCUGUCGCAUAGAGAAGGAUGGUGGGGCUGCACUGGUUGCGGAUUAUGGCCAUGAUGGAACCAAAACUGACACCUUCCGGGGUUUCCAGAAUCACAAACUUCACGAUGUGCUGAGCGCUCCUGGCACAGCAGACCUGACAGCAGAUGUUGAUUUCAGCUAUCUUCGAAAGAUGACACAGGAAAGGACAACUACAUUAGGCCCCAUAAAACAGCGGGAGUUUUUAAAAAACAUGGGCAUUGACCUCCGGUUGCAGGUGCUCUUGCAGAAUUCACGUGACACAGCAACUCGUGAGCAGUUACUUCGCAGCUAUGAUAUGCUGAUGAAUCCUGAGAACAUGGGGGACUGCUUUAACUUUUUUGCCCUGCUCCCUCACCACAGACUUGUACAUCCUGACAAGAAAGAUAAGCCAGAAUCAAAGUCUCCCUUACCACCUGUUGCUGGAUUUAAUGAACUCCUACUGAAGUAAUUUCAAGUACUAUAGCAAAA